Messenger RNA from Hemibagrus wyckioides, 2064 nucleotides. RefSeq lists its product as uncharacterized. The transcript has 4 exons. NCBI's taxonomy places the organism in Eukaryota, Metazoa, Chordata, Actinopteri, Siluriformes, Bagridae. Bases 61 to 792 code for a protein of 243 amino acids. The record is from RefSeq and is a predicted model, not a curated record.
CCCUAUAUAAGAGGUGUCUGUUAAAGGCAUACACUCUCUGUUAAACCAGAAACAGCAAACAUGGCAAGAAGGAGUUACAUGCAAGGCAUCGUAUUAUCCUUCAUUCUCUUUGGUGUUGGUUGUGUACACUGUGAAAAUAUUGCAGCUGGGACAAAUUACACUUUUAAGCCAGCAAUACCAGGAGUUAUUGAACUGGGGGUCUGGAAACACAGUGGCUAUUUGGUGGUUGACUCAGAACUUAAAUCUGAGCCUUUCUGGUAUCAUUAUAAAGAACGAGCACAUCUUAACACUGAGACUGGAGACCUCACACUUCAAGUGAAGAAGGAAGAUAGUGGUGUAUUUCAGGCCCAUCUCCAGGUGCAAGGAACUCUGAAGUAUUUUGAACGUAUGAUUAUAGUGAUUGAUCCAGUUCCUGAGCCCAAAGUGACUUGUGAGCAGAAUGAGCUAGAUAUAAGACUUCUGUGUUCAGUGAACCCUCCAAUGCAGGCAGAAUUUACAUGGUCCGGACCAAACGGGUUCUCUCAUGUUGGGAAUAGUGUUAAUAUCACCAGAAAUCAAAAUGAUGACUCAAUCUAUUACUGCACUGCAAAAAAUAAAGUGAGCCAAAAGGAAGCAGAGUUCAAACUUAAGGACUGUGUUUCUGAUGGUUGUGUACACUGUGGAAAUAUUGCAACUGGGACAAAUUACACUUUUAAGCCAGCAAUAUCAGGAGCUAUUGAAGUGGGGGACUGGAGAUACAAUGGAGAGUUGGUGGUUGAGUGGGAAUCUAAUCUAAUCUGUCUGGUAUGGUAAUUACAAAGAACGAGCACAUCAGCACAUCUUAACACUGAGACUGGAGACCUCACACUUCAAGUGAAGAAGGAAGACAGUGGUGUAUUUAAGGCCCAACUCCAGAUCCAAGGGACUCUGAAGUAUUUUCAACAUACGCUUACAGUAAUGGGUAUGUGAGUCUUGGUUCAGAAAGACAGACCUAAGGGCAAAAAAGGACAAAAACACAGAGCCAUGUAAUUAAUGAAAUAAGUACUAUGAGUCAGUAUAGAUCAGAUAAAAUUAUUUUGCAACAUAUAUCUCUUACCAGCUAAAAGACACUAUAUAUAUUUUACACACCUUUAUACCAUAAAAGAUUUUAUGCUCUAUUUAUUCAAACAGAUCAACCCAGCCACUGAAGAGUUAACUCUCAGUGCCGGUCCCUAGCCUGGAUAAAAUGGGAGGGUUGUGUCAGGAGGGCCAUCUAGGGUAAAACCCAUGUCAAAUCGAAACAUGCAGACCAAAUGAUCCGCUGUGGCAACCCCGAACAGGGAGCAGUCGAAAGAACAAUAACAACAUUUAUACAAACAGAUCAAGAGCAGUUUUUUUGGCCUCCUUUAUUAGGACAGGUCACCCCAUGCCAUUAUAUUUGCGACUUGUUAUUUUUGUUGAUUUUGUACUUUUACAAAUUUCAAAUUCCAAAUCCAGGUUCUUAUGAAAUGAGAUCAAUAAUUAAUCAUUUUUUAUGUAACUUUAGAGUUCAUGUAAGUAUGUUUGCCUCAAAUCUCUAGGGUUGAGGGAUAUAUUCCCAUUUUUACUUUAUCCAUCUAUUGUUAAUUAUGGUCUAAUAAUGACAUUUUACUUUUAGAUCCAGUUCCUGAGCCUAAAGUGACUUGUGAGCAGAAUGAGCUACUUUUGUGUUCAGUGGACCCUCCAGUGCAGGCAGAAUUUACAUGGUCCGGGCCAAACGGGCUCUCUCAUGUUGGGAAUAGUGUUCAUAUUACUGGAAAACAAAAUGAUGACUCAAUCUAUUACUGCACUGCAAAAAAUGAAGUGAGCCAAAAGGAAGCAGAGUUCAAACUUAGACUGUGUUUCUAAUGGUAAUGCUUUACUUUCCUACUUCGCUUUGCUAAAAGCCUAUAUUGUAUCACUUUGGAGUAGAGCUUUAGAAAAAAAAUUGUCUGAUUUUAUCUGAUGUUUGCUUUUCUUGUCCAUGCUUGCCAAACAGAUGUCAGUCAAUAAAGCUGUUAAUGUCAUUUCACAAUUUCAUAUUUUCAAAUGUAUUAUAACGUAAAUAAAUUAUCAUUCUGAAUUGUU